GUACGUGCUGUCGCGAACCAUGUGACCGCGAUAGUCUCGAUUGAGCGUGAUGUCAUUAUGUUGUCGUACUGCCGCUGUAUCAGCCACCACGCUCUGCGUACAUAUACCACCGUCUCUUCUUCAAGUCCGCAAUCCCAACAUCACAACACUGCUGUCUAGCAUUCCCCAAGUCUUAGUGAACUUGAACUCCUAUUGUUUUGGUACCAAACCUAGGAUCACUUGAAGCCAGGAUGGCGUGGAGAUGCACAGGCGCGACCAACGUCGAGUUGAUCGCCAACAUGGCAAGCACGGGCUCAUCAGCUCUGACCGUGUUCAGGCCGCCAUGAAGAGGGUAGACCGCGCGCACUACGUGCGCAACCCGCACGAAGCGUAUGAGGAUUCGCCUCAGCGCAUCGGGCACGGUGCAACCAUCUCAGCACCGCACAUGCACGCUCACGCCGUCGAGUACCUCCUCCCCUUUCUCCGUCCAGGCUCGCGCGUCCUCGACGUCGGUUCCGGCUCGGGGUACCUCUGCGGCGUCCUCCACUAUCUCGUCACGGACCUCGACUCCGGCGUGACCGGGACCGUCGUCGGGAUCGAGCACAUCCCCGAGCUCGUGGAGUGGUCCGAGGGGAACCUGCGCAGGGACGGGCUCGGCGCUGCACUGGAUAGCGGGAAUAUCAAGAUGAUUGCGGGGGAUGGGAGACAAGGCCUUGCAGAAGCUGGGCCAUACCACGCAAUCCACGUCGGUGCUGCGGCACCCACCAUGCCUCAGGCACUUGUCGACCAACUCGCCCGCCCAGGACGCAUGUUCAUCCCUGUGGGUGAGGAUACGCAGGCGAUCAUCCAAGUCGACAAGGAUCUCGAUGGAAAUGUCACACAGAAGGAGCUCUUCGACGUCAUGUACGUCCCUCUGACCGACCAGGCGAAGCAGCGCACCAUGGGUCCGUGAUCCGUGUCUGGGAUGCGGAGUACCUGGCUCAUGGGUGGUAUGGGCUAGCAACGAUCGAAACUUCUGGGGAAGACGGCAGAAAUAUGUGUUGUAUC
Molecule: messenger RNA, 1026 nt
Organism: Fomitopsis serialis
Lineage: Eukaryota; Fungi; Basidiomycota; Agaricomycetes; Polyporales; Fomitopsidaceae
Product: protein-L-isoaspartate O-methyltransferase
Exons: 8
Coding region: 242-931 (229 amino acids)
Biological process (GO): protein modification process
Cellular component (GO): cytoplasm
Molecular function (GO): protein-L-isoaspartate (D-aspartate) O-methyltransferase activity
Source: RefSeq, a predicted model, not a curated record